Molecule: messenger RNA, 17153 nt
Organism: Pelobates cultripes (western spadefoot toad)
Lineage: Eukaryota; Metazoa; Chordata; Amphibia; Anura; Pelobatidae
Source: the annotation of a GenBank genome assembly
GCAAAUCUGGGCACUGUUAGAAAUUUGAGAUUAAGUACACUCCCAUGAUGCUUAGGCAUCCAGACAUCUUUGGAUCAGUAGUUCACUAACAUCUGCAGGGACCAUUGUGGCUCUUUUACUGUAAUAGGCGGUCUGUGGUUACUAAAGGCACUCUGUGGGUGUCCAAAUUGCUCAGCAGAAUAAAGACGUUUAAGUCACUCCCAUACAGUCCUAAAACUCCGCAGACAACAAACUUAACGUCACUAGAUGAAGGACAGCAGGUGAUGUAUGGAGAUUCCAGUUUAUCACAGUCUUUUGUCAUUUCUAGCAGAACCUUACAGCUAUCACUACUAUACAAGUGGGAUGAGGUUUAGAGGUGAGUGUCUGACUUUUAACGUUUCUUAAAACGUAAAUUUGAGUAUAUAGCCUCCCAGAGCAAUGUUUUAUGCCUUUAUUUGUAAAUACUCUCUGUUGAAUUUUUAAGAUCAAUGUGCUAAAGUGACAUUUUCACAUCUGAAACGAAAUCUAGAAUUUUCAGUAUUAGUAAUUAAUUUCUAUAAUGUAAGCAGUUUCACUAUUACAGUGACUGAUGUGUGGAUUAUGACAUACAUGGGACAUUUUACAUUUAAAUGUCAAUUUCAAAAGGUCUGUAUUUUUCUUCUUUGAUAUAAUCUUGUUGAUGUUAUUAAUCAAACCUCAUUUUGAAAGGGAAUGCUUUCUAAACAUGGGUUAAGACUGAAAUUCUAUGUUCAACUACAUUAAUUAAAUUACAGUGAACACUACAAAAAAAGUUCACACUUUCAUUAUUCUUUUCAUUCUUAAUCAUUAUUGGAUUUGUGUAAAUGUAGGAUUUCUAGGAAACUUCUCUAUAAAGUUCUGUAUGUCUGUGUUCCAUGGACUAGUAACAACAAUAAUUAUAAUUUUAAUACUGUUUAUAAUGCAUAAAUGUGACAUGCUGAGGAGGAUUAAGCCAAGGUGGUUUUCUGGGACAAAACACUCACAAGCUCCCUUCUGAAUUAUUAACCCCUUCUUUUCCCAGUAAUGUGGUUAAAAAAGAGUCCUAGAAUCCUAUUUUUGUUGUUUUCUGAGCAUGUUAAUGUGUAUAAACCGCACAUUUUGUAAUGACAAAACUAUCUUUGUUGAUCCCUGUUUAUCAGACAAUAAAAAAUGCUACAGAAUAAAGGGAAAAAUGACCCAACUAUAGUAAUAAUUAUAUUAUUUGCUAGUUAUUAAACUUGUGUAAAUCGUGAAUACACGUUUUUAGGUUAUGAACAUAUGCCUCUGUCCUUGUAUACAUGUUAUACAUAUAUGAAGAGGUAUAUGUAUAUUUGCACAUCAAAAUUCACUGUAUUAUUCUUAACUAUCCAUGUUUGGCCCCUGGAAGCCCUUUCUGGACUGGCUGUUAGACCUAAUAGUGUGAAUCUUUCCUUUAUCAAAUCAAGUAUGACUUUUGCCCAAUUAAUCAUAAGUCCAGCAGAGAUAACCAGAGGCGUUUAAGUAAGAACUUAUUCUAAGUACCCUUUUCACUCUUUGUUUAGAAACUUAUCACAUCUUAAAUAGCAGGAUGAUUAAAGGCUAAUAAUAAUAAUAAUAAUCGUAUUGGAUCUUACAGGGGAUUGCCCACUGGAUGUAAUAGUUUCUGAUGUAGGAUUGGGUAUCUAGUUAUGGCACUUCAUUUGAUGUUGAACUGCAUCCGUUAUAACUAUGCUAUUGGCAGUUAAUAAAUGGUUACAAUAUAUAUGUAAAAAUAAUAUAUUAUAAGUAAAAUGUAAAUAAUGACUGUAGAACAAUGCAUAAUUUUUUAUUUUAUUUAUUUUUGUACGAUGAGUGUUUUUAAAAUAUAAAAAUCUGUCCCAUGAUCCCAUGCUCUGGCCUCUCACGCUCUCCAAGGAGAAUUCAGAAAGCUAGUAGAGAACACAGCUUUCCAGUUUUAUUGCUGGGGUAGGGGGGUGUUGGUCAGACACAGUUGGGAUACUAUUGACUUUCUACAAAUGAGGGGCUGGCAGGUUCAAUUCACUUGCAUGGGUGGUUUUCACACAUUAUUAACAAAUGAAUGCAAAGCCAGUCACAGAUGUAUUUCACAUGCGGAAAUGGUUCCUUUUUUAUUUCUAUGGGGAAUUAGUGAAUGCUUGUGUGUGUAAUGUCAUACAUAGGUGAUGAUUAGUAAUUCACCUUCAGAAAACUAGGGGAUGAAGACUCAGGACUGACUGAAAUAUCUCAGUCACUUCCAGGUUACAGGCGUGUGUUUGUGUGUGUGUGUUUGUGUGUUUGUGUAGGGGGGUAGGACAGUCAGAGCCUUGAAAACUGACUUAUUACAUUGCACAGAAUGUUCUAGCUUAUUUAUUUUCCAUCUGUUUUAUUUUAAUUGUUCGUUAAUAUCUCUUUAGUUUGGAAAAAUGGAGACUCAGUGGGGAUAUGAUAACAUUAGACAAAUAUAUUCAGGGCCAGCACAAACUAUUAUCUGGAAAUCUAUUCAUAAACAGGGCUAUACAUAGGACACGAGGUCACGCAUUUAGGCUGGAAGAAAGGAGAUUUCAUCUAAGGCAAAGAAAAGGUUUUUUUUACAGUAAGAGCAAUAAGGAUCUGGAAUUCUCUGCCUGAAGAAGUGGUUUUAUCAGAGUCCAUACAGAUGUUUAAACAGCAAUUGGAUAAAUACCAGGAGCUGACCUGUGAUUAUGGCUAGAAUAUGGUGAUUAUUGAAAGUGCAGUAUAACAACAUCUAUGAGUAUAAAAUAUAAAUAAUAAUGUACAUCGAAAUCAGCUCCUGGUAUUUGCACACUACUCCAGAGUGUUCUCUCUGCCACUUUUACUUAUAGGUUUUAGUGAAUCCCUAUCCACUUCUAGUUUGAGCGGCCUAGUGUUAGUCAGACUCCCUCUCUUCUGUGUAUUACACUAGGUAAACCAGAACUAUUUAUUCCUAGCAAUUGGAUAAAUACUUGCAAAAACAUAACAUACAGGGAUAUAAUUUCUAAUUAGUGGGGUAAUAGCUACUUGAUCCAAGGAGACAUCUGACUGCGAUUUUGGGGUCAAGAAGGAAUUUUUUCCUAGUUUGUUGCAAAAUUGGAAGCGCUUCAGACUGGGAUUUUUGCCUUCUUUUGGAUCAACAGCAAAAACAUAUGUGAGGAAGGCUAAAUUUGAUGGAAGCAAGUCUCUUUUCAGCUAUGUAACUGUGUAACUAUGUAAUUGUGUUAAGUUGCCAGUUGACUCUUUUUUAAUGUAAUUUAUUUGUUCUUAGAACAUUGGUUCUCCCAGGAGCCUGUGUCGAUUCAUCCUGGCUGAAAGUGUUAACAGCAAUUUAGCAAAGCCAAAUCCCACUUAGCCACAGAAAUAUUUUGAAUGUAUCGAUAGCUAGGGAAUGUGAAACUAGCGCAUAUGACUUUCCCAAUCACUACAAUACAGUGCAGGUAGUCUUCCCAAUGACCCAAAGACUGGGGCAAAGUGCCCGUAGACGAGGUAACCAGAUCCACCAUGUUUACAGGGACACGUAUAAUUUUGUCAUAUUUAUGAAAACGCAUGAAAAUAAUUGCCCUGCAUAUUCUGCAGGAUUCUCAGUUGCCUAAUAGCUUAAUCUUAUACACCUUCUUCUGAAUUCUACAUAAUACAGGGCAACCCUUUUCAUGUGCUGCCAAUCAAUAUGUAUAUGUUAUAUGUGUCCCAGAAAACAUGGUGGAUCUAAUCACCCAGCCUCUGGGUCCAUGCUUAUAUGUGAUUAUGUUACAUUGUGGCAACUGACAUUUAAUGUGGAUAAGUGCAAGAUAAUGCAUCUUGGACGUAAAAACCCAAGGGCAGAGUACAGAAUAUUUGAUAGAGUCCUAACCUCAACAUAUGAGGAAAGGGAUUUAGGGGUGAUUAUUUCUGAUGACUUAAAGGUAGGCAGACAAUGUAAUAGAGCAGCAGGAAAUGCUAGCAGAAUGCUUGGUUGUAUAGGGAGAGGUAUUAGCAGUAGAAAGAGGGAAGUGCUCAUGCCAUUGUACAGAACACUGGUGAGACCUCACUUGGAGUAUUGUACACAGUACUGGAGACCGUAUCUUCAGAAGGAUAUUGAUACCUUAGAGGGUUCAGAGAAGGGCUACUAAACUGGUUCAUGGAUUGCGGGAUAAAACUUACCAGGAAAGGUUAAAGGAUCUUAACAUGUAUAGCUUGGAGGAAAGACGAGACAGGGGGAUAUGAUAGAAACAUUUAAAUAUAUAAAGGGAAUCAACACAGUAAAGGAGGAGACUAUAUUUAAAAGAAGAAAAACUACCACAACAAGAGGACAUAGUCUUAAAUUAGAGGGACAAAGGUUUAAAAAUAAUAUCAGGAAGUAUUACUUUACUGAGAGGGUAGUGGAUGCAUGGAAUAGCCUUCCAGCUGAAGUGGUAGAGGUUAACACAGUAAAGGAGUUUAAGCAUGCGUGGGAUAGGCAUAAGGCUAUCCUAACUAUAAGAUAAGGCUAGGGACUAAUGAAAGUAUUUAGAAAAUUGGGCAGACUAGAUGGGCCGAAUGGUUCUUAUCUGCCGUCACAUUCUAUGUUUCUAUGUUACUUCAGUCGAAUUAGCAGCACUCUGCAUUUACGUAGCAUGGUAGCAUGGUUGGCUAAAUAGUCAGUAAGGAAGCACACCUUUCCUCCUAUUAACAAAAGAAACAAUAAACAUUAACAGAAGUGCAAUUGCACUAAUAUCUUUAUAAAUCAUUAUAUAUGAAUAUAAGACAGCAAAAGGCUAAAUGAGCCAAGAUAAGUAACAAUACAGUUCAACACAGUUCAGAUAGGAGUAAUAUAUUUUAGGAUUUGAUACAUCAAAUCUUUACUCUUCUGUUGUCAGUUAAAGGGACACUAUAGGCACCCAGACCACAUCAUCUCAAUGAACUGGACUGGGUGCCAUGCCCUUUACAUGUUAAACCUGCAACUGAAAACCAAGGUGAAAUGUUUACAUUCCGUGUUAAAAUUCCUCUAGUGGCUGUCACACUGACUGUCAAGCCACAGACUGCAGAAUGAAGGAGAUGGACAGCUCAGUCGGGAAACCCCGAGGAAUGGGGACCUUCUCGCACCAUAACAGCUUCAUUCCAGUUAAGUUGUUAUGGUGCCCAGAGUGUCCCAUUAAAGAAAAAGUACAACUGUGAUUUUUUCUUUUUAUUAUACACGAGGUGGUCUUUAGAAGCACUUAAUAUUUUUUUGGUUUGUUAUUGUCUGUUGGUUUUUCUCUUUUUUAAUAUUGAUUAUCUAGGUAACUUUUGACCUUGAACCUGCAACCCAUAGAAACAGCAGUGUCAAGUAGUAAUACAAUUCAUCUUAAGAGAUAAUUUUGUCUCUCAAUGAAAACAGAAAACCGUCUCACUUUGUGCUCAUCUAUCUGGUUAUAUACAUUGGUCCAAAAUUUCAUUAUCUCUUAACGUCUGUGGUAUUCUGUUAUAUAGAAAUGAUAUAAUAUCUCUAUCAAGCUGAUUUAGCUUCCUUCUUCCGCUCACUAAUGUUCAUGUUCUCAAAACAAAAAUAAUUAAACAAAAACUAUCUCCUGUUAACCAGAGGGGUUAUUAACUCUAUUUACCUGGGUGUGUUGGGUCCAGGGCCGGCCUUAGGUGUUCAGGCGCCCUGUGCGAAACAAUCUUGUGGCGCCCCCCUCACCUGUCUCUGUUUGGACCCCUUCAAACUAUUUUAGGAGCAUUCACAAUCUGUUGCCUCCACCCCCUUCUACAAAACCACUGCACCUCUUAACCAAAAUCCCUGGCCAGAUCUUCACCAAGCCCCUGGCCACCACUUCAUCAAACUCCUGGCCACCCCUUCCCCUUCAUCAAUGCCCUGGCCAUCCCUUCAUCAAACUCCUAGCCACCCCUUACCCUUCAUCAAUCCCCUCCCACCCCUUUAUCAAUUCCUGCCACCCCUUCAUCAGUCCCCUGCCCCUCUCAUCAAUUCCCUCCCACCCUUUACUCAGCCCUCUGCCCCUAUUCAUCAGCCGCCUGACCCCCUAAUCAAUCCCCUCCCACCCCUUUAACAGCCCUCUGCCCCAUUCAUCAGUCCCCUGACCCCCUCACCAAUCCCCUCCCCCUUUUAUCAGCCCCCUGACCCCCUCAUCAGUACCCUUCCACCCCUAUCACCCACCUGCCCCCCUUUAAUCAGUCCCAUGCCCCCCUUUUCAACCCCCUGCUCCCCUUCAUCAGCCCCCUUAAUACAUCCCAUGCCAAAUAAUCCAACCCCUGGCCACCCCUUCAUCAGUCCCCUGCCCCCUCAUCAAUUCCCUCCCACCUAUUUAUCAGCCAUCUGCCCCCAUUUCAUCAGCCCCCUGAUCUCCUCAUCAAUCCCCUCCCACUCCUUUAUCAACCACCUGCCCCCUUUAAUCAGCCCCAUGCCCCCCUUUUCAGUUUCCUGCCACCCUUUAUCAGCCCCCUUAAUAAAUCCCCUGCCAAUUAAUGCAAUCCAUGCCACCCCUUCAUCAAUCCCCUGCCCCCCUUAAUUAAAUUCCUGCACCUCUUCAACAAAACCUAUUUAAUAAAAAAGAAAAAAAAAGUCACUCACAGUAAAGGCUGCUGCUCCCUGGACUGAGCUGUCUCCGCCGAUUGAAGAGCACCGGGUGCCGCCUUCACUCACUGAAUUGGAUCCUUCCGCGGCUCCCUCUGAUGACAGAGCACGUCGACGUUACGCAAGUACGCGGCAUAACGCCCCCACGCUCCUCCUCCACCCUCCAUACAGAAGUGGAUUCCCGGCGGCGGCUCUCUGCUCAUAAUUUGCAAGUCAAGUGCAAAGCAGUAUUAUGCACUUGACUUGCACUUUAAAUACAGAACUCGGCUGGCCUGCGAGCUGUGUUGGCCGCCCGGCGCCCCUGUUGCCAUGGCGCCCUGUGCGGCCGCACAGCUCGCACACCCCUAAGGCCGGCCCUGGUUGGGUCUAAUUGUUUUUUUAUUUUAUUUCAUUUUUUCUUCCUUAUGACCUUUGUAUUUUAAUGGUUAUAUUCCCUGCCCCACUGCGACAAGUUUUAAUUUGACUAUAAAUGAUUAUUUUCUAUUUUGUUCUCCUCUGUCCAUGAUGUUCGUAAUUUGCCUUUCUAUGGUGAUAAAUUGUGGGUAAAUUACCAUGGCGACUGAAGCAAAACCUUGUUCAAACUGCACCCUUUACCAAAGAUUCCACUCCCUAUAUGAAACAUUAAGUAAAUUUUAAAAAAAGCAAGGGAAAUAGGAGAAAGGGAUUACUUUAAAACCAAUAAAAUUAAGACAACAGGAUGCCCAAUUAUCUGUAACCGAGACCUAAGAGCAAAUGUAUUUUCAAUGGGAUAAUUCACAUGCAAAUUUAGGAGGUGGGCAAAUAAAAUAUGGAAGUAUUUUAUUUUUGUUUCAGUUUUAUUGUAUUCGUUUAUUUUUUUAUUUGUCAACUGAAAGGCAAACGGCUAUGGAGGUAGACAGAUGAUUAAAGAGGCGGUUCAGUCUUAAUUAGGUGGCUAUUCUUUAAAAUGUUAUGUACAUAAUCCCAUGUGCAAAAUGAUUGAAAAAAACUACAUGAGAAUGCAAAGUUUGCAUCAGAUGUUAACCAACUGGUGGUCCUUUAUAUAAUAUAUAAAAGUCAUAAGAUCAGACCCUCAGAGCAUUCAUGAUGUACAUGUGAUGUGUUACACUAUGGAAAGCAUUUAGGCAUGCAUAGUAAGAAUUUGAAUAGUUUGAAAAGUUGGGGCUAACAUUUGUAGGAUUUUUUACAGAAUUAAAAAAAUAAAAUCAAGACAUAUUACAGCAUGCAUUUGACGUAAGGGUGUUAUCUUUAAUGUGCAUGUUAAUUGUCCAUGUAUUUGGAGUGUCCCUUUAAUAAUUCUGUAUGUGGCCAGGGAAUUUGGGAAAGGGGUCUUAAGACAGAGUACUGUUGUGUAGUCGCCCUGUGUCUAGUGGCUGCAAGAAGUCCUGAGAUUCACCAAUAUAGUAUAUUGUAUAUGUACAGUAUAUAUUAAGCUGUAGGUGCGUGCAUUACGUUAUAAGUAUAUCUUAUACUGUUGGUGUGUAAUUUACAUUACAAGUGUGAUGUGAAAAUACAUAACGCUAUAAAAUACAGACAUAGUAGCAAGCAAAUUAUUUUUUUACGUUUGCUUUGAAUUCUCUUGGCACAAUACAUAGAUUAUAUGUCUUGCUCAGCAUUUGUACUGUACAUUCUGUUUAGAUGUCUGUGACUGUUAGCACUUGGCAAACAAAAUCCAAUAGUCCAAUUAAAUCUGUCUCUGUGAAAGCAUUCAUUCUUCGUGAUAACCUUUCACUGACAGGAAGCAUAUUCAAAUUCUGCAUCAACCCAGAUGUUCUACAUAUUGUUUCUCAGGAUGUCAACAUAUGGUGUAUCACUUUCAUCCCAAAAAAAUGAAACUACUUUAGACAAAUUGCACAAGUUUAAUCAUCAUGUUUUUUUGGUGCUUCAGAAGUUAGAAUAGUUUAAAUUGGUGUCUGCACAGAGCUGAAACAAUCUUUGUGUGAUAUUUGCUAACUUCUGGCUAGUAACACAGUAAAACAAACUCCAUUUGAUGAAUGACUUCUCACAGACUUGUAAACUCUGCAUCUGUUGCAACUGGUUUUUGAAGAGAGCAUUUUCCCAUAAUUGGACAUAAAACAGUGCAUUUUUUCCCAUCUAAUUUCAUAUUGUGAAAAUAUUUUUCACCAGUGUAAGACUAUAUACUGUCCCAAAGGAAAAGCAAGAUGCAGGAAUCAUUGCUAAAAUAUUUUAUGUAGGUUGUAGACAACCUUUUGGAUCCAUUCACUUUCACAAGGUUAGCAAAUUAGGUACUUAUCUAUUAAUUAUUUAAAACAGGAAAAUGUAUAAUUUUUUUACAUUUUAUUAAUUUUGCUCAGCUGUUUAGCAGAUUGCUCUCUAAUUUGCUAUGUUAAUGUGGGACUGUUGUAAUUAAGAGCAAUCCCAAAAUACAAUGCCAAACUAGGGAGCUAUGUACUAAAGAGCUGAAAGGGGCAAAAUUAAGUAAUUUCCUUAAAUUUCCUCUCUCAGCUGCUUAGGAGAUAAGUCCCGAAUUAGAUACCAUUAAUUAUGGCAAUCCCACACAAGAAUGCCAAAUUCGGAAGCUAUUUACUAAACAGCUAAAAGGUCAAAAUUAGGGGGGGGAAAGCUGUUUAGUAGAUAGCUCCGUAAUUUAGCAUCCUUGUAUGAGAUUACUACUUUUAAGGAUACUAUUUUAGGAAGCUAUCUGCUAAACAGCUCCCCAAUUUAGUAUCCUUUAUAAUAGUUUUUCAGGACAUACUUGAAAAUGAGAGAAAUCUCAAUGUAUCCUUCCUGGUAAAAUAUUUUAUAAAUAAAUAAAAAUAUAAAUAAUGGUGUCCCAAUUUUGUUUCUAAAUCUUCUGAAUUUCGAACGAACCAAAAUUGGAAAAUUAACAAAUUGAAACGGAAUGAACCAAAACAAUUGUGUCAGCCAUGCACAUCUCUUAUAGAUAGACAUAGGAUAUCUGUACCCAAAGGGCAGUGUACACAUUUGCUCAGAUACUCACCAAUUCUGGGAGGCCACUGCAGAUCCCAGCUUUAACUGGUAUUUCUGAGGACUACUCCAACCAAAACACAGUAAUUUAUUAAAACACAGUAAUUUAACAAAGUUACCCUUCUUUUCCUGGUUCCCCACAAAAGAAAACGUAAAAAACAAAGCAAAACUAAAUCUAAAACUUACCUCCAUUACUGGAUCAAGGCCAAGUUCUUCUCCUUAACUGAUACUCCUCCGCUGAUCUCACUCCCACUCACUGGAGGAUCGAGGGAUCUAAUGGAAGGACAUGGGUGGCAUGGAGGACUGACGUCAUUGCAUGCCUGUCACCAGCAUGAUGUGCUUGUUGACAUGAGAUGUCUAAUAAGCACAAAAUUAGCAUUAAUCACCCAGAACUCUUGUUCCGGACUGACUAAUGAUGCCCCAAUGACUCUGCCAAAGGUGGCAUUACACCUGCGGCAGAAAAGGGAUUCAACUCUGUAGGUGUAGCUUUCAAAGCGACAUGCUGCACAUACUGACUCCAGUUACCAACACCACUUUAAAACAUUGAAGGGGUGAUGGUCCUUUAAAUUUCAUAUCAAUGGAUGGGAACGUGGCAUUUAGCUAACAUCAACCCAACUAUAUCCACAAUUAGAGCAAAUGUGCUUAUAUUCCUGCAGACACCACCCCUUUGUGGGUAGACUAUUAUAUUUUUACCAAGCACAGCACAGCCUUAUAUCGAAGUUGAACUAGAGGGGAGACAAUGGCUCUGCAUGGGGCCCAAAGAUAUCUUGACGAGUGACAGAAUAGAUUAAGAUUCUGAAGUGGAGAGACAGGAGAUAACAUGGAUCUAAAUAACUUGUUGCUGUGAAAAAUAGCGUUAUCAUUUUGUAAUUGUCAUUGAUCUUCUGUAAAAUAUUUAGAGUCGUGGCAGUUAUAUUAUAGAUAAUAAACUGUCAAAUUGCAGUAGAUAACAUAACAGUCCUUAAAAUAUUUUUUAUCAAAAUUUAUCACGAUAGAAUCCUAUACUAGCUUAUUUGUUUAUCUGUUUUGUUACACUGUGGCGCCUUUCCUUGCAGAGUCCUGGGUUUUUACCGUAUUAGAAAGUUUGAUAAUACAUUUUUUUUAUAUAUAACAAAAAGGAAAAGGUUAGCCUGAAAUUCAUUCAAUUAGUGUAUUGUGAUGUGAUUUGACAACUGACAUGCAAUAAUCUCGAAUUCAAAGUAGAUUCAGUAUUAAGGGAGAUGUGUAAGUGACUUUGUUUAGUCUUAGCAGCCACAAGUUUCAUUGUAUUAGUCAGCAUCACAUGGUCCCGAAACCGAGGAGUCCUAAACAGCAACAAUGUAGCUUGUCGACUAUAUUUUGGCCUGUAAUUCAGACUUAAUGAACUGAAAAAGGCUUCUCAUCAAUGCUUGUGUGGAGGAGUAGACUCCCAGAUAUGUCCCUUUUAGAGUCAUAUUAUUGCUUCAUACAAUCUAAAACAAAACAUACAAAUAAACACAAGAAUCUAUAUAGAAGAUAAACUCCAAAAAUGAAGGAUUAUUAUUAUUAUUAUCAUUAAAGGGACACUAUAGUCACCUGAACAACUUUAGCUUAAUGAAGCAGUUUUGGUGUAUAGAACAUGCCCCUGCAGCCUCACUGCUCAAUCCUCUGCCAUUUAGGAGUUAAAUCCCUUUGUUUAUGAACCCUGGCCACACCUACUUGCAUGUGACCUGCACAGCCUUCCAUAAACACUUCCUAUGGAAGGCUGUCUUUAUUGCAAGAUCUGUUUAAUUAAGAUUUUCUUAUCCCCUGCUAUGUUAAUAGAUUGCUAGACCCUGCAAGAGCCUCCUGUAUGUGAUUAAAGUUUAAUUUAGAGAUUGAGAUACAAUUAUUUAAGGUAAAUCACAUCUGUUUGGAAAGUGAAACCAGUUUUUCUUUCAUGCAGGCUCUGUCAAUCAUAGCCAGGGGAGGUGUGGCUAGGGAUGCAUAAACAGAAACAAAGUGAUUUAACACCUAAAUGACAGUGAAUUGAGCAGUGAAAUUGCAGGGGAAUGAUCUAUACACUAAAACUGCUUUAUUUAGCAAAAGUAAUAUAGGUGACUAUAGUGUUCCUUUAAUAGUGCUGUACAAUGACAAAAUUGGUCAAAAUCAACAUCAAAGCCAGAAGCUAAAGUUAUCGUCAUAUAUAUACGAUGCAAUAUAUUUCAGUCCUCAUUCUUUAUCACUUUAGCUAGAAGGAAGAGGCAGAGAAGGAGAGUGAAGAAUAAGAGCACAGAAUAAAGGGAAAAACAUCAACACCAAACAAUACAAACAUUUUAUAUCUUUUUUUGUUUGUUUGUUUUUUUACAUUAGUCUAUAAGUAAAACCCGAUUUAAUUACUAGAACAAUAUAAACAUAAAACCAAAUGACCUGCCCAACAGACGAUAUUUUAUUUGUUUAGUAAUUUUCUUGCAUUACGGCACUAGCAAGGCAUAAUGCUGCUCUACUAUUUUCUUGCCCAAAUUCUGGACAUACAUACGAUUUUAUUGAAGCAGGUUCUGUUAUCCUAAAAACCUGAUUCCAGGUGCACAAGAAAAGUAAUAAUUGACUGUAAAGUCACAGUGGUAUUCCCAACCACAACAACAAUAUUGAGAGAUAUAUUCAUACUCAUACUCAAAAUAUGCCAGAUUUGUCGUCAUUUUAAUAUUUAUUUAUUUAUUGCUGCCGGCAUUUGGGCUCUUUAUAUUUAAUUUGCUGCCAUGAGAUUUUUUUGGGUGUAUUGAUUUUUAAAUGAUCAAUUAUGGGAAAAAACUGAUUUCCACUGUGGACAAUUCAGGUUAUUUAUAUAUAUAUUUAUUCUGAAUUAUACACACACAUGUAUAUGCAUUAUAUCUAUGAAUAUGCAACAUGGUUUAAAAGAAAGCAGCAAUCACAUUUGUAUGUAAGAGAAAAUUGCAUGAUCAAUUAUUGAUUAAUUCAAGUAAAGAUUCCUGCUAGAUUGUUUUUUUUUCCAUGCCAGUUCACAUAAUAAAACAUAAAAUGCCAGUUCACAUAAUAAAAAGUAAAGUAAAACGAAGUUCCAAAUUUUUGCUAUUUUUCCCCCCUAAACCAUUACAAUGGCCAGAGAUAUAUUUUGUGUUUACCCAAUUUGUUUUAUCUGUACACAAGAUUCUUGCAUAAUCUAACACUGUGUAUUUAAUCUUUGUGUUUCUCGUGGUUACCUUGUCUCGAUUCAGGUAGUUGACGUUUGAGGAAAUCGGUAUUCAUCAAUUUGCCCAAAACACUGUACAUUGUUAGAUUCUUAUUAACUUGGGAGUGGAUGUAUCUACAUAUUUCUAUCAAAUACUGUCGCCUUCAAGGUCAGAUCAAUGAUGUAUUACACCUGUUAGGUUUCUGUUUGUUCUAAAUUAACCCAAAAUGUCAUCCAAGAAUUCAUCCAAUUAUUUCAUCUUUAAUAAAAAAUAGUGUUGCUGUUUUUUGUUUUUUUGCAGAACACUAUUUGCUUUAACAUUCUUAAUAUGGUAAAUUUGCUGUUCAGUAUGAUAAUAUUAUAAUAAAACUGUGUUCUUGUAAAUAGAGCAUCAAUAAAUUAGCAAAAAAUAUAUGAAAAUAUAGAAGAGAUAAUAAAAAGAGCACCAAAAAGAAAAUCUCCAGGCACUCAGGGUUUUCAAGCCGCAGGCAGAUUUAAUGGUACAAAAAAAGUACAGCUGGGUUUCGACCUGCCAAGAGGUCAAGCUCUUGGCAGGUCGAAACGUAGCUGGUUUUUUUUGUACCAUUAAAUCUGCCUGCGGCUGGAACACCCCGAGUGCCUGGAGAUUUUUUUUGUUGCCUUAUUUUUGUAGGAUUAUGGUCCUGUUCCAGUGCACCUGGUGCUCACUGGGAUUGAAUUUGGCUCCUAUCGGCAUCUUUGGAACAUAAUAAAAAGAGCAUGCAUGUUUAGGUGGUCUUAGUGUUAGGAAGGGUUUAAGGAUGGGUGUUUAAGAUUAAGUGGAUUUCGGGUCCAAAACGUCAUGAUCCUAAACACCCCGAGACAUAACUAUAUAACCCUAAUUCUCAAUAAUGCUAUCCUAAACCACCUAACAAUAAAAACCUACCCAACCCUAAACCCUCUAAACUUACCUUAGUGCAGAUUUUUCAAUGCAAAUUUAUUAUUGCAAUUGACUUUUUAAAGAUGUUGGAGAUUCUGAACAGAGUAUCUCUAUAAUGUCACACUAUUUACUGGGGAUAAUUAAAAUAUAACUUUUAUUAAUGUUGCUUUAAGUACAUACAGUGGGGCAUAACUAACAAAGAUUUCUCACUUUUUUCCAACAGCGAGAUAAUGGAUUCUCUCACAAUUUUGCCAUCUUUAAUGACCAUGGAGCUAUUGACAUUGGAACCCAAUGUAUCCACGGCACCUCCUGCAAAUAACUGUCAUAUCCAUGAUGGGGUCCUUUCUGCGAUGCUUCCAGUUAUGUACUCUAUUGUAUGUGGCAUCAGCUUGCUAAGCAACACAUUAGCCCUCUUUGUGUUUUGGGCAAAUUGUCAAAAAUGCUCUUCUAUGAUUAUAUAUAUGAGGAACCUGGCAGUUGCUGACCUCCUACUAUCACUGUGCUUACCAUUCCGAGUGGCUUACCAAAACAAUGAUGGUCCUCUAAUUCUCUGCAAAAUCGUAGGUGCAUUUUUUUACUUGAACAUGUACGCUAGCAUCAUGUUCUUAAGUCUUAUUAGCCUGGAUCGCUACCUUAAAAUAAUUAGGCCUUUGCAACAGUUCAAAAUUCAUAGUGUUUCGUGGAGCACUCGAGCGACCCAAAUUGUCUGGUUAAUCAAUGUGGUCUGUAUCAUCCCAUUCCUCAUUGAACAGAAAGGAAGUGAACCUUGCAAUCAGAAGUGCUUUCACUUCAAUAAAAAGGGAUACGUUGGAGCUGUAAUCAACAUUACUGCAGUUAUUGUGUUCUUCGUUCUUCUCUUGCUUUUUGUUUAUUUCUACGGAAAAAUAUCUGCCAAACUCCGCCAGGCCUCAAUGGGAAAAACUCAACCGCAAACAAAAAGAAAUAGGAACAGGGCAAUUAACAAAUCUUUUGUUGUCCUCAUUAUCUUCAUAGUGUGUUUUGUUCCUUAUCACAUUGUACGUGUACCUUACGUCCUAGCCCAGAUAGAAGUCAUCUCCAGUUUGUCCUGGAAACAGACUCUUCAUAUCACCAAUGAGAUAGUGCUCUGCUUGUCCACCUUCAACAGCUGCCUGGACCCGGUGAUUUAUUUCUUCUUGUCCGACAGCUUUAGAAAAGCAGUUAAUUGCACCUUGCACUGGAAGCUCAAACUCAUUGCAAACAAUCAUGAACAAAACCAUUCCAAUACGUUUAACCUUCCACUCCCUUCAAGGCCCGAAACUCAAGAUGACUGAUUUAUUGAAUCCGACCUUUAAACAUCUGAAAUUUAAGGUGACUGAAUUACUGUGACUAAAGUCUUAACUGUGUCUCAGCGUUAUCGGAGCAGCAGAAAUGUAGAUGCUUGUAUUGUGACGUCUGAGCUUUAAAAUCAAUUGCAUUAACCAACAGGAGAAAAUUGCUUAUAAUGCCAUAACCCUGCCCUGUGGAGCAUAGUGUUGCGAAUCUAUAAUAUCGCUUACAAGAUUUUCAUGUCAAGUGUAUAGGUCAGGCAAAGUACAGUCUACUGGCUAGUGGUAAAAAUGCAAAGUUCCUGUUUCUUAGGAAUCAAAAUCCUAGUCUAGGAGAUACCCAACAUUUGCCACAGAUGAAUUACAUAAGUUUCUAGACUUUUACAAGUUUUUGUGUUAUAUCAAAACAUGCCAAAUAGAAUGGUAGUUUCCUAACCUAAUGAUAUAUAAACAGGAGAAGCUGACCUGAAAAGUGUUUCUCAGCAAAUUUAUAUAUGUGCCCCAUGGGUACUUUGACAAGAAUAGUCAGUACUUAAAUGUUAAUGUACUAAGAAAAAAAAGUGUUAUGAAUAGUAACAGCCUUUAAAAUGAUUUGGUAGUGGCCAUUAGGAUGCAAACACAACUGUAGAAAAAGAAAAUAAUUAAUAUUUAUAUAAUGUUUAUAUAAUGUUUUUAGUUUCCAGGUAAUUAACUGUAGAAAAGCCUUAUUAGCACGUAAGUGCUAAAUUUGCUAAGAGGUUCAAGAAACCAUAGAAAACAAACAGCUUUAAUGAAUACUGCAUUAUUUUAAAAUACAAAUCUGAUCACUUGUCAGCAUAUGGGUUCUAGGAUUGGAUUUUAUCAGAUUUGCUCCUUUGGCAAUUGACUAAGGCUUUCAUGGUUAACCGUACACUCCAGAUGUUUAAGAUUAUUAUAUUUCCCAUUGUGUCCAGUUAAACACACUCUACAGAUACAGCAGUUUUACCAAAAUCAAACAAUGGCGCUUGCACUCUUUCAGUCCUUAAGUGCCUGAGCCAUAACACUUGGCCUCUUGCACGUCCUGAACUUGUGGGUAUGUGUGACAUGAACUGCAAUGUUAGCUGCUUGCCAUUCAACAUAACUUCAUGUAAUUUCCAAUGAACUUGAAAAAACAAUUGAAAGGAGUGAAUCAAUUAUGCAAAUGAAUAGAAUCAGCUCACAUCCAAACUAUACUUGCGAAAGCACCACCCAUUGAUUUGUUCUUGUAGCAGUGGAAGACGGUGGAGACAGAAUUGGUCCCCGUCUGGGCCUGGAGCUCUGGCUCUGGAUAUAAGGAGGCCUUCCCUAUUUACCUAUGAUCUCUCUGUUUGACCCUAUGCCCCCACAUCUGCUCGAUGGAAUGUUGUGGUCUGCACCUCUAUCACGUACAAAUCACUUUAAUAGCUCCCUUGUAGUGCUCCAAAGCAUAACCAACACUCGGAGUCAUUCCUGAGUGCCAAGAUCGCAAGGGAGCUGCUAAAUAGAUCUACACUUGAUAUUGGUGCAGGGCACAAUGCUACCCCAGUGGAACACCAAAAUCAGGCUACCCAGCUCACCUCCUCUGGACCACUAGGUAUCCAGCCCAAAGAGCCUUUCACUGGACCACUAGGGAUAACAUCCUGUCCUGCUUAAAGGUAACCAGCAGUGGAGCAAAAGAACAACUCACACAAACAAAAUUUAGCCUCCACACACAAACACAACACUCAACUGGCACAUAAUGGCAAACUUAGCCUCUCUUCCACACAUACAAAAUACUCAAGUCUACCGCUCACAAAUACAACACUCAUCUGCCACACACAAUACUCCCAGAACAGACACAGGGCUCCAGGAGGGGGGUCUAAUUUGUCAUCCUGCCUCUUUUCCUGUGCAAUCUCAAUCUGGCUUUCUGGGUACGCAUUACGGACUUACUUAUGUGAUGUUCAAAUGUCUUUACCAAUAACAAUUUGCUGUAUUAUGAAAACAGACAUAAUUAAGAUUUAAUUACAGUGGCAGGAAUCAUCCUGCAGAGAAUUAUCAAGCAUUUUAUGUUCAGCUUUCUCAUUCUAGCACAUGAAAUAUAACUUAAUGUACCCACACUGUGACACUUUAUGUGGAACACGGAAAUCAGGAUUUUUAUCUGACUCCACAUGAGUCUCUGUAUUUAUAAGUAAGGGCUGUUUUAAAGUCCUGUGAACAUGGUAAUUUAUAUUGUGUUUACAUUUUGUGUUCAAAUUGAUUUUUGUUAUCUUUUAUCAGACAAAAAAAAUGAAUUCUUUGAUUAAAAAAAUUCUGUUUGAUUGGUGCUUGAUGUUUGUUUUAUUUUCUGUUACCUACGCUGGCCUAUGUAUCUCAUAUCCUAUUUGUAUUCCAUGGAGACAGUUUGUGAAGCCACCAGUCAGUCUUUUUAAACAAAAUAAAAAAAAGCCCAAAUAGUUACAAAAUGUUUAAACAGAAAUUAAUGAUGCA